Messenger RNA from Vigna umbellata (rice bean), 3125 nucleotides. Its product is annotated as G-type lectin S-receptor-like serine/threonine-protein kinase At4g27290. The record is from RefSeq and is a predicted model, not a curated record. Gene Ontology annotation, molecular function: ATP binding; protein serine/threonine kinase activity. Lineage: Eukaryota; Viridiplantae; Streptophyta; Magnoliopsida; Fabales; Fabaceae. Gene Ontology annotation, biological process: protein phosphorylation; recognition of pollen. Gene Ontology annotation, cellular component: plasma membrane.
AGGACCAACAAAAGAGGUAACCUUAUAUUCAUGUCUACCUAAUACAGGUCAAACUUGUCCAAAGAAAAAUUUGACACAAACUUCAGAAAAUGUGUUUGUAUUCACGUUUGUUUCGGUUUCAACGUAAUACUAUAUUUUUGAGAGACGUUUUCUCCAGCUAAGAAACUUAUAAACCUAAUCACUAAUAGGAAAAAAAGAAGUUUGGCCAUGCCAGAAAUUGAGGAAUUUAGUAUCAGCCGUUACCGAUUUCAUGUUCUUUUUUUUUUCACUCAACGCCAGCAGUUACAGAAAUCCAACGUUAAAACCGUGAGCUUCAUGGUGUAACUCUUAUUCUCCUCUUUGCUGUCCGGACACAGAAAAACUCUGGUUCAGUGAAAGCACAGAGCUUCGAGAGUGUCAAGCGAUGAAAAAAGUUGUUCUAAUGUUUGUUCUUACUAUGAUUCUACUGUUCUUUUUCUGCACCUCCACUGCAAAUGACUCUAUAUCCCAAUUUAAAUCACUUUCUGUAGGCAAUACAUUGGUUUCUGAAGAGGGUACUUUUGAAUUGGGUUUCUUCCGUCCAGGACGUGCUGCAGAUCUUUACUUGGGGAUAUGGUACAAGUCAAUACCUGUGAAGACUGUUGUGUGGGUUGCCAACAGAGCCAAGCCAGUAAAAGGCAACUCAAGUGUGUUGCAUAUUAACAGUGAGGGAAAUCUUGAGCUUGUCAACCAUAAUGGGGUUGUGGCUUGGUCAGCAAACUCCACAAAGAAGGUUCAGAAUCCCAUUGUCCAGCUGUUAAAUUCUGGAAAUUUGGUAGUGAGAGAUGAAGGAGACCAAGAUCCUGAAAGCUACUUGUGGCAAAGCUUUGAUUACCCUUCUGAUACACUUUUACCAGGAAUGAAGCUGGGAUGGGACUUAAGAACCGGCCUUGAGCGGCGUGUAUCUGCUUGGAAGAAUUGGGAUGAUCCAUCACCAGGUGAUUUCAGUUGGGGUAUCUCUCUCGAAGGAUUUCCUCAAGUGAUGAUGUGGAAGGGGUCAAAGGUGUUUUACCGUGGUGGUCAUUGGAAUGGUCUUGGAUUCAGUGGUGCCCCAGAAUUGAAGGCAAAUCCAGUUUUUAAGUUCAAGUUUGUUUCCAACGAAAAUGAGGUGUACUACACCUACAGCCUCACGAAUGAGUCUAUCAUUUCAAGGAUUGUUAUGAACCAAUCUAUUUCCACUCGCCAAAGGUACAUAUGGAUUGAAGAUGCUCAAGCUUGGAGGAUUUAUGCAUCUGUACCGAGAGAUAACUGUGAUUCCUACAAUAUCUGUGGACAAAAUGGGAAUUGCGUAAUUGGUGAUUCUCCAGUGUGCCAGUGUUUAAGUGGAUUUAAACCAAGAUUUCCGAGGCAGUGGGACAUGAUGGACUGGACUCAAGGAUGUUUUCUCUCUGAAGAAUGGAACUGUGAGCAAAGGAGGAAACAUGGGUUUGUUAAAGUCAGUCAGCUGAAAGCUCCAGAUACUUCAAAUUCUUGGGUCAAUGAGAGUAUGAGUCUCACUGAGUGCAGGGAUAAAUGCUUGGAGAAUUGUUCCUGUAAAGCUUAUGCAAAUACAGAUGUUAGAGAAGGAGGUAAGGGCUGUUUGAUGUGGUUUGGUGAUCUCAGGGAUAUCAGAGAAUUUUCUGCUGGUGGUUGGGAUUUAUAUAUUAGAACUAAAAUUUUAGAAUCAGGUGAGAAAAAAAACUAUAGCAUGAAGGUGGUGGCAGUAGUCCUCACAACAGUCGCAGUCGUUGCAGCCAUUCUGCUUUUGUACCAAUUUGGAAAGAGAAUGAAAAAGUUCAGAGCUUGUGAAUCAAGUAAUUCCUUGAUAGUAGAUAAUAAUAAAGAUGAGGAAGAGCUUGAGCUUCCUUUCUUUGAUCAAGCUGCAAUCACCAAAGCAACUAAUGGCUUCUCAAUUAACAAUAAGCUUGGAGAAGGUGGAUUUGGGACAGUAUAUAUGGGUACCCUAGCAGAUGGGCAGGAAAUUGCUGUGAAAAGACUCUCACAAAGUUCUGGACAAGGGUUUAAUGAAUUUAAGAAUGAGGUCAUAUUGAUAGCCAAACUGCAGCAUCGGAACCUAGUUAAGCUUGUUGGUUGUUGCAUUGAAGGAGAGGAGAAGAUGCUUAUCUAUGAAUACAUGCCCAACAAAAGCCUUGACUCCUUUAUAUUUGAUCAGGCAAAGGCUAAAAUUUUAGAUUGGUCUAAACGCUUCAAUAUUAUUUGUGGAGUUGCGCGAGGACUUCUGUAUCUUCAUCAAGAUUCCAGAUUGAGAAUUAUACACAGAGAUCUCAAAGCAAGUAAUGUUCUACUUGAUCAUGAGUUCAACCCAAAAAUAUCUGAUUUUGGCAUGGCUAGAACUUUUGGGGGAGAUCAGAUUGAAGGAAAUACAAAAAGGGUGGUUGGAACAUAUGGUUACAUGGCACCCGAAUAUGCCAUUUAUGGUCUAUUCUCGGUGAAAUCUGAUGUCUUCAGCUUUGGUGUACUAAUGCUAGAGAUAGUAAGUGGAAAGAAGAACAGAGGUUUUUCACAUUCAAAUAAUAGUAUUAACCUUAUUGGACAAGCAUGGAGAUUUUGGAAAGAAAGAAGACCUCUGGACUUACUUGAUUCAUGCAUGGAGAAUUCAUCUGUUCUGUCAGGAGCAUUGCGUUGUAUCCAUAUCAGUCUUUUAUGUGUUCAACAGUUUCCUGAGGAUAGGCCAAGUAUGUCCACUGUGGUAGUGAUGCUGAGCAGUGAGAGUUCCCUACCUCAACCUAAGGAGCCUGGUUUCCUUAUGGAGAAGGAGAAAAUUUUUCUUGGAGCAGAGUCCUCUACCAAGCACCUGUUUUCUUCUACCAAUGAUAUAAGUCUUACCAUGUUAGAGCCUCGCUAGUGCACUAUUUGCCUCAUUUUUAGGGAAGACAGUAAUUAUGCUAAUAAAUUGACUAAUUUAUACUUGGAUAAUAGGAAAUAUUUUUAAUGGAACACUUAAUCUGUUAUCAAUUCAGAUAUUUUUUUCAUGACAGAUAUCAACUUCCUAUCUCUAGAAAAUUUUAGCCUUUUUAGGAAGUUUGGUUGUAAUUUUUGUUCAUGGGUUUGGUUUGACCUUCUGGUUUAUUUUGUUCUUUUAAUAAUCUUUUUCAUCUGAUAGUAAA